UUCGUCCUCUUCUCCCGAAUUCAGAAUCCGCUGUUCAUAAUAAUAAUGACAAUGACAAACAUAAUAAUCAUAGCACUAACACGAAUGUUGAGAGCUACAGUAACCAGACUAAUGCUUAUGCAGAUACUAAUACCCUAUUCUCUGAAACACCUGAAGUAAAUCCACCUGCCAAUACCAGCAAGAGUGGAGAUACAACCAGCCAUACCCAAGUAUUGGUAGAGGAGAAUACGACUGAAGCACUAAUGGUAGAAUUAAUGAAUGAUGAUGAUAUUGACAUGGAGACCGACCCAACAACAGAACAAAUUUUAUUAGGCCCAGAUGUUGACAACAUUAACCAUAACACUGCAACUAACAAUAAGGCCCAAAAUUCCUCAGAUUCGACUGGACUGUGGAAGGCCUAA
Paramuricea clavata is the source of this 401-nucleotide messenger RNA. Lineage: Eukaryota; Metazoa; Cnidaria; Anthozoa; Malacalcyonacea; Plexauridae. The record is from the annotation of a GenBank genome assembly.